Molecule: messenger RNA, 5065 nt
Organism: Colius striatus (speckled mousebird)
Lineage: Eukaryota; Metazoa; Chordata; Aves; Coliiformes; Coliidae
Gene: KATNAL1
Product: katanin catalytic subunit A1 like 1
Exons: 11
Coding region: 155-1624 (489 amino acids)
Biological process (GO): microtubule severing
Cellular component (GO): microtubule cytoskeleton; microtubule
Molecular function (GO): ATP hydrolysis activity; ATP binding; microtubule binding
Source: RefSeq, a predicted model, not a curated record
CGCCGCCGCGCGCGCGCACCCCCUCCCCCGCCCGUCGCCGUUUCCCCCCCCCAACACGUCCCCGGUCUGACAGAGCUGAAGGGCUGCGCCCCCCUCCCCGCGCCGCUCCCGUCCGCGGACACGCACCCCGGCUCUCCCAGAUUUCUGAGUGAAGAUGAAUUUGGCAGAGAUUUGUGAUAAUGCCAAAAAAGGGAGAGAAUAUGCACUCCUUGGGAAUUAUGACUCUUCCAUGGUGUAUUACCAGGGUGUCAUCCAGCAAAUCCAGAGACAUUGCCAGUCGAUCAGAGAUCCAGCAAUUAAAGGCAAAUGGCAACAGGUCCGACAAGAAUUAGUUGAAGAAUAUGAACAAGUUAAGAGCAUUGUCAACAUUUUAGAGAGUUUUAAAAUGGACAGACCUGCAGAAAUCCCUGUAUGCUGUCAAGAUGAGCCUUUUAAAGAUCCUGCUGUUUGGCCCCUUCUUGUUCCAGUGGAACACAGGGCUCCACCUCAGAUAAAACGUCCCAACCGAGAAGCAAAACCUUUGAGGAAAGACUCUCCAGGACUGCAGCCCCGUGGGCCUGCGGGCAGAGCACAUGCGGUGUCCAAGGGCGACAGGUCUGCAGGCAGCCGCGAAAGGGAAGCUAGAGCUAGAGGAAGAGAUGACAAGGGAAAGAAAACACCUCUGGAACCUGGUGAUGGGGAAAUUCCAAAAUUUGAUGGAGUGGGCUAUGACAAAGACUUGGUCGAAGCUCUUGAAAGGGACAUUAUAUCAAGGAAUCCAAGCAUUCAUUGGGAUGACAUAGCGGAUUUGGAAGAAGCCAAGAAAUUACUAAGAGAAGCUGUUGUUCUUCCAAUGUGGAUGCCUGAUUUCUUCAAAGGGAUCAGAAGACCUUGGAAGGGUGUGCUGAUGGUUGGUCCUCCUGGCACUGGCAAAACAAUGCUGGCAAAAGCUGUUGCUACAGAAUGUGGAACAACAUUCUUCAAUGUAUCUUCUUCUACCCUGACAUCUAAAUACAGGGGCGAGUCUGAGAAGCUGGUGCGCCUCCUCUUUGAAAUGGCGAGGUUUUACGCUCCAACAACGAUCUUCAUUGAUGAGAUAGAUUCCAUCUGCAGCCGCAGAGGCACAUCUGACGAACACGAGGCGAGUCGCAGAGUCAAGUCAGAGCUGCUUGUACAAAUGGACGGGGUAGGUGGUGCUCUGGAAAAUGAUGAUCCUUCCAAGAUGGUUAUGGUAUUAGCUGCUACAAAUUUUCCCUGGGAUAUCGAUGAAGCUCUCCGACGGAGAUUGGAGAAGAGGAUUUAUAUACCUUUGCCCACAGCAAAAGGCAGAGCAGAGGUACUUAAAAUUAAUCUUCGGGAAGUAGAACUAGAUCCUGAUAUCAAACUUGAAGAAAUUGCUGAGAAGAUCGAAGGCUAUUCUGGUGCUGACAUCACUAAUGUUUGCAGGGAUGCCUCUUUAAUGGCAAUGAGACGGCGUAUUAAUGGCUUAACUCCAGAAGAGAUCCGUGCACUUUCUAAAGAGGAGCUUCAGAUGCCGGUUACCAAGGGGGACUUUGAGCUGGCUCUGAAGAAAAUCUCCAAAUCAGUUUCUGCUGCAGACCUGGAGAAGUAUGAAAAAUGGAUGGCGGAGUUUGGAUCCGCUUAGUCUCAGAGACGGCUCUCUUUUGCAAGAGUUUUAUGGCUUUUGUUGCUUUCACUUGCAAAAUGAGUUAGAAAUCUUUUUAAAGGUUUGUUAACAGGUUUGCCUCUACCCCCAUCCCACCCUUUUCUGGUGACAAGAUCUUUUAAACUCCAUCUGCCUUUAAAGGGAAUGAACACAGUAAUGAGCUCAUAUUGUAAAAGAUGUUUUAUCUCUGAAAUAGUAAAGUAAGACAAAGAGGAAAGGAAAAAUUAUACUUCUGAGGAUAAUCUUUUUAUUUUUCCUAUGAAGAGCAGUAUUACUUAACCUCCUCAUAGUUAUCUUUCAUGGCUGGAAUCAAUAGAGCAGCUGGAGAAUGUGACUCCAGAGGAGCUAACAAGGGCCUGUGGUACCCCCUGCUCUUAAGUGCUACAUUUCUGUUGAGCUGCUGACUCUACCUCCUUUGAAUGUGGCAUCGAAGUUACUGUUUUCUCUCUCUCUGCUCGGAUGUUCAGAGCAAAGCCUGUGGAUUGAUUGACCUUACACAGAGGAAAUGAGGAUCAGGUUCCCAUCAAGACAUGGGCUUGGCUCUUCUCUUAUGUACACCUGUUUGGAAUUGAUGUAACUUUUGACUGGAUUGAUAUUGCCUGUGAUGACUUCUGGUGAAAAUGAGAGGAAAAGAAAACGGCCUUGAUCACUCUCAGUCUGGUUUAUCUCUGAACAUAGUUUGUAACAGUUUGACCAGUAGGCACUUUGACUUUAGUUUCAUCUUGCACUUUUAAGCUUAUGUCUCAUCCUAUAUUUCGCCUGUGCUGUCUAGAUGUUGUUGUUAUUGUUAUUAUUAUUAUUGUAAUUAUUUAAGUACCAAGACUGUAUUACAGUAAAAACACUAAUAACAAGACCAUCUUUAAAACAGAAAACUGUCCUUAAAAUAUGUAGCUGUGAACUUCCACUUAUUCUGAUUAGUCAUGAACUCUUUCCUGGCUUUACUAGCCGAUGGGAUUUGCACCUGUUUAUGUUGUAGUCAUUCUUUUUUUUGUUUAAACGAUGAUUUCUCAAAAAUGUGUAAAUGUUACUGAUUUAGGGGGAAAUAAUGUGUACAAUCUCAUUUAUAUUCUUACUUGUUUCUUCCUUUUCCAUGUGCAGGGAUGAGAAGGGCUGGGUUAUAAACUUUGGCAUGACAACCCUCUCUCAAAAUAUAACUAUCAUGCUGUCUGUAUGUGCUUUUCACUAACUCAGGCUGCAAGUCUGACAUAUGAAGGCUUCCUGUGGUAGGAAUGAGAAGGAAAAGUCGAACUUACAGCAGGUUUUCAAAUUUUAGGUGAUUUUGUGAGCUAGGCGCAAAGUAUCCUGGUGGAUGUGAGUUGCUGUGUGGUCUGGUAGGUAUUCUGCCCUUUGGCUCUCUGCUGAGCCUCCUGGUGGCAUAGCCAGAUAUGGCAAACUGGAGUAAGAAACCAACAGCACCUUGGCUCUUGAAUGAGAGUAUAUCCUGAUUUGCUAGUUCUUGGAAGUUCCCAGUAAUGCCAGUAGUUCAGCAGGCUGGUCUCUUGGGCGAUGACAUGUGAACCACUAAGGGAAAUGCUGCUCAAAUGUGUUUACUGUUCAGUGGCAAGGACUGUCAGGUUACACGCACAACAGCUCUGCAGCAUCUAUCUGAUGACAUGAGUGACUUUUGAAGCUGUUUAGCUAUUGCUGCUUUGUCUGUGGGUAUUCCCUUUUCUUUCUUUUUAUGCAAAGACAAUGUCUCAGAUUGAUCCUGUCAUUACAAAGGGCUGCUCCAAUUUGCAUGGAGAAACACCACAGAGACUCUGCCAACCUUGCAUUUGACACGAAACUGAGCCAGGGCUUCAGAAGCGUGUUUCCAUGUUGUAGUCCAGAGAAAUGUCUUCUGGGGCCCCCAGACUGGUUGAGACACAGCUGCUGUUCUUUUCUUUCCAAGGACAGAGCAUCUCUGCUGCCUAGUGUUAGGGCGUGUUACAUUCCUGGACAGGGAGGUUAGUGCAGGAAGAACACCAGCUUUUACCCUCUUCACCUGCAGGGAGAAUGAAUGCUUCUUUCCUGGCUAUUUUGCACCAGAAGCCAUCUUGACUUUGUAAUUUUUUGAAAAAAUCCUACCAGGGUCAGUCUGUUCUUCCCAGGGAACAGCUGGACCUUUGUUAGAGAGAAAACUUUGGAAAAAAAAAGCUUUGCUACAGCCUGUCAUUUCUUCCUUAUGAAAGGUGUAGGCUGCAGCCUCGCUCGAUGUUUUUGUUUGUUUUGUUUGUUUACUGCAGUAGAAAUUAGGAAAACUAUGCUAAUCUUUUGUAGCCAAUGCCAGAUUAGCACUUCAGGGUCUCUCACUAGAAAGGUCAUUGCUGCCUGAGGAGCUCAGUACACACAAACAAGAUAUAGAAGGUAAUAGACAUGAAUGUCAAUAACUUACCCUGUUGAGCUGCCCAGGAGCAGUGCUGGGAUUCAACAGCUGCUGCUUAGAAAUGCGUUAAGUACUGUUUUUCUCAGUUUCAUAUUGGAAGCAGCAGUGUCCUUCCUGCUGAUGAAAGCACAGGCUUUAGCAAAAACAUCAGUCCUUAGCUCUGAUGGACCUUCUGCCUUAAGGUGUUAAACUUCCCUCUUGGAUGUUAAGCAAAAUUCAUUGUACUGGGCAUUCCCUCUAGUAGGAAUUACUCAGGUGCUGUGGUUGUUUCUCUAAAGGUCAUGAUAUCUACCCCAGCUAUGUUUUUCUUGUACAGGUCCAUCAUCCUUUGCUGGUGCAGAACAGAGACACACAAUUUUCCAGGCACUGGAUGUUUCUGUGUACGAAGGCUGUGCCCAAGCAUUGCAGCCUGCUAGAUCAGACACCCUGGGAGACAGCAACCAUCCCUUCACUGAAGAGACUUUUCAGGAUAGGGAACUGACUCUUACAUCUUGGGUUAUUAACUCAAGAGGGGAGCCAGGAGCAGGGUGCAGAGGGAGGAAGCAGGGAAGGAGGGCUGGGCCGACAGUGGCAGCAACUCAAGGCCCUAAUCAUGAACUUACAGCUCAGCCCAAGUCCAACUCACCUCACACUGGUGGAAACCCUUGUGUAGGGACGUUGGAUUCCUCAGAAGGCAGCGUUGGAGCACAUCACAGCCUGCUGCCACAGUUUGUUCAGUCUGGGUAUGGAAAUACACUUGUGUGCAUGUGUAUAUGUACACACAUGAUGUGUGGUGCUUUAGUUUGUACCUAAACUACAGAAAAACAUGUUUUAAAGCUGUGUUUACAUGUCGCUGUCUAAACAUCUGUGAAGGCCCUCUUGGGUGGCACUGUUAAUUUUUGUACAGUAAGCAAUCUGGUCGUAUGAAGUAAUAAACAUAUAUGUAGAGUCUGUUUGUCCCGCUGGGAUUGGGCUGUGAGCACUUCACUGCUGCUUCCAGAGGCUGCCAUACAAUGUAGAUCUUCUCAGCAUGUCGCAGUGGUGUUGGACUCGCCAAAGUCCUCAAUGGAGAGCAG